AUCGUGUGGCGUCCUAUGACAUUCCACUCCACAUAUCAGGUGCCUGCCUCAUACUCACUCGCAAGGCUGUGUGCCACGACGUGGCUGUAGCUUGAGGCUGUCAUUUCAUUCUGUGAUAGUAGAAUGUUUUCUAUUGGACGCCAUUUAGAGACAUCUCCAGCAUUAGUUGCCGAUUUAAGCUCCAGUUCGCGACGCCAAGCAAAGCUGAAGACUGACGCCCUCGAACGACGAAUCCAGACCCGACCUCCAGACCAUCCCAAGUCUCAGGGCACGGGUAGUUGAGGAGCCUCACUGUCUCAAGCCUUUGCCUUAAAGCUUAUGCCAACGCAAGAAAUCUCAGUUCACCCAAAUUUCGUCACUCUGCUCUUGCUUUUCGGUUUAGCGAAGAAAACAAAGUAACCAUGACUUCUUUUCACACCUCACGAAAAUUUGCGCAAACAGCAAAAAUUAUCUAUAGUUUUCUAUACAUCUUCUCAAUCCUCGAAUUUACCGUCGGUCAACUCACAGGUGCCUGUCAACGUCCCGUUCUCGGACAGUCAUCCAACAGAAUUCCAACCACUGGACAGGUCAAUGUCAGCGUAAUAUUCAUCGACUUCCCCGAUUCGCCCACGAAUGGGUCAGCAGAAGCUCUACUUGAGACUUUGCCAUUUUCUCAAGUCACGAACUUCCUGAAUGAAAGCUCGUUUGGACAACUAAACCUCAAUAUUACUGCAUAUGCCGACAAAUUCUAUCAUAUGCCUGGUGCAAGCACGUCCUACCGCUAUGCUUUUCCAUUGACCACGGAGGCCCAUCUGGCAUAUGCUUCCGAUGCUGUAGCUGCCGUGGGUACGAAUAUAUCGUUUGACGACACACAGAUUCUUUUCAUAGUGCCUCCACCUGCCUCAUCGAUACCUUUUUCCACCACGGCUUUCGUUCCAUUAGUUACGAAGAGUGGAAAAACGAUUCCUAGAUUCGUUACAUUUGGCGCUGAUGCCUUCACGAAGUCCACGAGAUUUGAUGCCAUGACCGCAGCGCUGAUUGGCUAUGAUCUUGGACUUCGGCCAGCAUGCCCUCCUGCGGCAGGACAAGGGGCAGGCGACCCGAAUCUGGGAGGAUUUUCUCCGUUUUGUAUUGCAACUCCUCUGGUACCAGAUUUCCUGGCUCGGCAGAAGUGGACGCUUGGGUGGUUAGAUGGCGAGACGCAAGUCACUUGCGUUGAUCGUAACGGCAACAGCUCAGAUACAGCGGUGAAUAGCACUGUGACGAUCGGUGCUGUGGAGGUCGUCGAAGACACGACAAAAUCUCAAACCAAACUCGCGGUAAUGGCUUUACCAGGCGGGUUGAGCUUGUAUGCUGAAGCUCGGACAUUGAAAGGACUGGAUACAGGCUCCUGUCUUUCCGGUGCUGGGGCUGGUGGUGUUCUUCUCUAUUACGGCCUGGCUACCAGCGAUGCAACUAUGACUGAUACCAUCUAUGUCAUCAAUCCUCAGCAGGGUAGCGACACAGCAACAACCGGACCUGAGACUUGCGCCAAUGGACUUCCUGGUUUCCUGGCACCUCUUGGGCUGGCUAUCAACCAGGUCAACAAUUUUACUAUUCCCAAUACGGGAGUUCGUGUCACUGUGCUUUCGCAGAAUCAAGAAGAGGGUACUUUUGAUGUUCGGUUCGAAUCCCAUGUACAGGAUACUGCUAGUCCUACGACGACAACAGCGAGUUCGAGUACGAGCUCUGCGACAUCAACUUCUACCGCUAAGUCGGAGGCGACGAGACUCCCGGGGGCUGGGAAAGUGUUGACUAUUGUGGUGAUUCCAGGGAUCAUUCAUGUUGCAAAUUCGCUAUGGUAAAUAUGGUGUAAUUGAUUCAACCUGGUGAUUUUUCAUUGAUUCGGUCUUCUAUCAUAAUAAGCGCUAUUAUCCUCCAUUGAGUGGAAUACUUAAUAUGAACUCGAUAUUUGUCAUAUAUUUCAAGUCAGCAUGAAAGCUUCGACUCAAAGUCAACAAAUAAAUCUCGGUAAAGUAUCC
Molecule: messenger RNA, 2000 nt
Organism: Cadophora gregata
Lineage: Eukaryota; Fungi; Ascomycota; Leotiomycetes; Helotiales; Ploettnerulaceae
Exons: 1
Coding region: 402-1823 (473 amino acids)
Source: RefSeq, a predicted model, not a curated record